Molecule: messenger RNA, 585 nt
Organism: Scomber scombrus (Atlantic mackerel)
Lineage: Eukaryota; Metazoa; Chordata; Actinopteri; Scombriformes; Scombridae
Product: Fc receptor-like protein 5
Exons: 3
Coding region: 1-585 (194 amino acids)
Biological process (GO): cell surface receptor signaling pathway
Molecular function (GO): transmembrane signaling receptor activity
Source: RefSeq, a predicted model, not a curated record
AUGGGACAGACAUCUCUUCAGUGGCUGCUCUCCUCUCUGACUGUGAGUCCCAGCAGCUCUCAGAUGUUUGAAGGAGAGUUUGUCUCUCUGAGCUGUGAGGAGGACGACAGCUCUGCUGGAUGGAAGCUGAGGAGGAACACAACCAGAGACACCAGGAAGGAGUGUGAUGACUGGGGAGAAUUAACCGAUUCCUCCUGUAUCAUCAUUGAGAUUGUUGCACUGGACAGUGGAGUUUACUGGUGUGAGUCCAGAGAGGGAGCAACCAGUAACAGCAUCAACAUCACUGUCACUGGUGGAUCAGUGAUCCUGCAGAGUCCUGUCCUGCCUGUGAUGGAGGGAGAUGAUGUCACUCUGCACUGUAAAACAAAGACCUCCAACCUCCCAGCUGAUUUCUAUAAAGAUGGUUCCCUCAUCAGGACUGAGCCUGCAGGUAACAUGACCAUCCACCAUGUUUCCAAGUCUGAUGAAGGCCUCUACAAGUGUAACAUCAGCAGUCAUGGAGAGUCUCCAUCCAGCUGGAUCUCUGUCACAGGUGAGGAAGUUACCUUUGAUUUCACCACUUAUUUCAUCCACAUGUUCACCUGA